CAUGGAGCUAAUUGUAUAUAACUGCUUAUCUCUCCUCAUUUUCCCUUUCUAUCUCUAGUCUCAUUUUCUCUUUCUAUCUCUAGAGUCUAUAACAUCUCUCUAUUUGAUUUGGAGCGUUUAUAUCUGAACCAGGUUCGAGCUUGGAGAAACAGCGCAGCUGAAGCUUAUAGCUCCGACGUGGCGUCAGCACAUUAAUAGCUUUUCCCCAUGGUGUUAACUUUGAUCCCAACGACUCCUGACGGCAUUUAAAGAGCGAGUUAUGAGAGGCGUAGACAUUAGAGGAAAGGAGUGGCGUGAAGUUCGCAUUUUUGAGGAGAAGAAAAUAAACUGAGGAGAGAGAGAGAGAGGAGUGAGUGCUGGUAGCUGGUGAGGAGAAAGAUACCAGUCUGGCGCAUUAAAUUCCCCUGCCCUCCACCACCACCGCGCGCCCUCUUUAUAAACGUAUUAGCAUAGAUAUCUAUAGCUCACCACCACAUUAUUCUAUCCCGCUCUUGAGCUAUUGUUAGUUGGGGGAAGAGAGAUCGAUCCCGGCGUGCAGGGGUGGGAGACUAGGUUGGAAUGGAGGCGGCAAUGUGGUUGGCUGCCGCGGCGGCGUGUGCGGCCGCGUACAUGAUCUGGUUCUUGCGCAUGGCGGCCGGGAUGCGAGGGCCGCGCGUUUGGCCACUUGUUGGGAGCCUGCCCGGCCUCGUCCGCAACGCCGAGCGCAUGCACGAGUGGAUCGCCGACAACCUCCGACGAACUGGAGGGACGUACCAGACUUGCAUCUGCGCCGUGCCGCUCCUCGCCCGGCGGCAGGGUCUCGUCACCGUUACAUGCGACCCACGAAACCUUGAACAUAUCCUGAAGACCCGCUUUGACAACUACCCCAAAGGCCCCACAUGGCACGCUGUCUUCCAUGACCUGCUCGGAGAUGGAAUAUUCAACACCGACGGCGACACCUGGCUCCUCCAGCGUAAGACCGCCGCUCUCGAGUUCACCACCCGCACGCUUCGGACGGCCAUGUCACGGUGGGUCUCCCGCUCCAUCCAACAGAGGCUGCUUCCUAUACUCGACACUGCUGUAGCCGAAGCUUCCGCCGUCGACCUGCAGGACCUCCUCCUCCGCCUCACCUUCGACAACAUCUGUGGCCUUGCAUUCGGCCGCGACCCGGAGACUUUAGCCCCCGGGCUACCGCUGAACGAUUUCGCCACGGCCUUCGACCGCGCCACGGAGGCUAGUCUGCAGCGUUUCAUUUUUCCGGAAGUGCUGUGGCGGUUCAAGAAAUGGCUGCGCCUUGGCAUGGAGGGAACUCUGUCCCAAUCUGUAGCCCACGUUGACCGCUACCUUUCCUCCGUCAUUAAAGCCCGAAAGCUCGAGCUGAACUCCGGCCACGACGAUCUUCUCUCCCGCUUCAUGCGCAAGGGGUCUUACACAGACGACUUUCUCCAGCACGUCGCCCUAAACUUCAUCCUCGCAGGCCGCGAUACUUCCUCCGUCGCGCUUUCAUGGUUCUUCUGGCUCGUCUCUACCCACCCUGCUGCCGAGCAGGCGAUAAUCUCCGAGCUCUACUCUGUCCUCUCCGACACCCGCGGCUCUAACGAUUACAAAGCCUGGAUCGACUCCCCGCUUGCUUUCGAGGAGCUUGAGCGCCUUGUGUACCUCAAGGCUGCACUUUCCGAGACACUGAGACUGUACCCUUCCGUUCCAGAGGACUCGAAGCACGUCAUCGCCGACGACGUGCUCCCUGACAACACAUUCGUUCCAGCGGGCUCCGCCAUCACCUACUCCAUCUACUCUACCGGACGGCUGAAGUCGAUAUGGGGCGAUGACUGCCUGGAAUUCCGCCCGGAACGCUGGCUUUCCAACGACGGCAGCCGGUUCGAACCGCCAGCUGAUUUCUUCAAGUUCGUCGCUUUCAACGCCGGUCCCCGCGUCUGCCUAGGCAAAGACCUCGCCUACCUUCAGAUGAAAUCCAUCGCUGCAGGCGUACUCCUUCGCUACCGUAUUGCACUAGUCCCAGGCCACCGCGUCGAGCAGAAGAUGUCGCUCACCUUGUUCAUGAAGUACGGUCUCCAUGUCAACGUCCGCCGCCGCGAUGACUUCUCCGCAUUCCGGCCGGCGGUUGGCGUCGUCGCAGUCGCUUCUGGUGCAUGAAACGUUGGCUAAGGCGCAAGUCGGUGGCUUUCCGCGUGAUUGUAGAUAGACAGCAAUUACUACAUUGAAUACGGAGUCAGUAUUGGAAGAUAUGGAAAAUCACGCAAGUAAAAAUUACAAGUUUUAAAGACUGGGCGCCCACACCUAUAGUUUAAAGGAAUUGGUUGGUGAGAUCGCCGGAGCUCAUUCAUUUGUUGCAAUUCAUAACACUUGUCGUGUAGUCACUAUGUACUAAAGCCUGAAGUGUUUUCUACUAUGAUUAUUAUUUCUAUUAGAUGAAUUACGGUGACUUACUGGGAGAUUUAGGACUAAAUCCUUUCAGUAAUUCACCCUGUUCAUCAUGCUAUUAUAGAUUAUAUUUGCUGGAUUUUAAUAAAGGAUAUGCGAACUGAUGCUA
Dendrobium catenatum is the source of this 2530-nucleotide messenger RNA. RefSeq names its product cytochrome P450 86A8. The record is from RefSeq and is a predicted model, not a curated record. Lineage: Eukaryota; Viridiplantae; Streptophyta; Magnoliopsida; Asparagales; Orchidaceae. Gene Ontology annotation, molecular function: heme binding; iron ion binding; monooxygenase activity. The coding region runs from base 559 to 2133 and encodes 524 amino acids. The transcript has a single exon.